AUUUGUAUUAUUAUUGACCAUAACAUUACAUUUAUCUUAGUAAUACCGAAUGUAAUUCUUAAGAAUUGUAUUACGUCAUAAUAUCGUUGUAUCUGCAUGCAUUUGUCAAAUGAUAUCUUUGAUAACAUCAUGCUUGUAUGAUAUACUUCAGACUCCUGACAGAUAAGGGCUAUGGAACUCCAUCUCGUUCAGAUAAAAUAUCCGGCACUUAAACCUGACACAUAGCUUACUAACGCCAGUCGUCACUGAUACUUUGGGGAUUCGGCUCAAUACGUAUUCUAUGGAAAUAUUAAAAUGAAAUUCCUUUGGCUCCUGUGUGUUUUAUGUGCGGCAAAUUAUGCUGACAGUGCGAACUUCCGUGUUGACCCUCUCGUUCUUAUCGAGCAAGGUCUAGUUCGGGGACGGAAGUCAGAAGACAACGUUUACUCGGCGUUCCUUGGUAUACCAUAUGCUAAGGUGGAUUCCAGUAAUCCCUUCGGGGCGGCUGUAUCACCCGCGGCUUUCGAAGAAGAAAUAUUCGACGCCGACGACGCCACCGUCAAAUGUCCCCAAUCGUCGUUUUCUGCGAGAGGUUCUAAGCGUGAAAUCGGUCAACUCGACUGCCUCUACCUGAACAUCUACGUACCUAUAGCUGCGGGCAUGUUUAACCCAUUACCUGUCCUUGUAUGGAUACACGGAGGCCAGUACACUUCCGGUAGUGGUGGAGAAUACGACGCACAUGACUUAGUUAAGCAGGGAAUUAUUGUGGUCACAAUAAACUAUCGUCUCGGGCCGUAUGGAUUCAUGUGUCUCGACGACCCUUCCAUUACUGGUAACCAAGGCCUCAAAGACCAAUACACGGCGUUGCGCUGGAUCAGACGUAACAUCGGAGCGUUCGGAGGUAACCCUUAUAACGUUACUAUCGGUGGUCAAAAUUCUGGAGCUACAUCAGUUUUAUUACAUUUAUAUUCGGACAACGAGAAGCUCUUUAAUAAGGCUAUCGUAGAGAGUGGUACGCCACAAAGUGAGGGAAUGUUCGUAAAUGGCGAUUUGGAUGCAGCUUUAAAACUGGCAGCUCAUCUUGGACUUAAUACUUCUAGCAAUGCAGAAGCGCUGACGUUCCUCACUAGCUCUUCGCCUCACAUAGUAACAGCCGCCGCGACCGAUAUUAAUUUAAAAUUAGGUCCGUGCAAAGAAAAAUCUUUCAGCAGCAUAGAGAAUUUUGUCGAAACCGAUCCUUUUACUCUUACCAAUGAAAGGAAAAUCAGAAAUACUCCUGUACUAAUCGGUCACACCAGCAAAGAGAAGAAAGGUUCAGUUGAGAUGCGCGGUAGUGAAUACUUCAAAACAGAUCCUUUUUACGAAAAACUUCAAGACAAUUUUAAUCUCAACGAAGAACAACUCGCCCAAGCAGCAGGUAUUGUAAGACGCUUUUACAUCGGCGACAAACCAAUAUCGCCAGACGUGACUGCGGAAUUAGAAGACUUUGAGUCAGAUUUCAUACAUAAUCAUCCGACGCAACGUACGAUUACGAACCUGUUGAAUGAGAACGCUAAUCCGGUAUAUAAUUAUGAAUUCAGCUACGGAUCCAACGGCGACGCUGCACAUUCAGCAGAAAUCGCGUAUCUUUUCCCGGAUUCAAACGGAAAUGACGAAGCAAAAGAAGAUCGAUUGAUUAGUCACCGUAUUACCACCCUGUGGGCAAACUUCGUCAAAUACGGAAACCCCACACCACAGACGUCGGAUCUGAUACCAGUGACUUGGGAGCCGGUGUCAGAAGAGACGAGGCCGUACCUUGUCAUUGACACGGACCUCAGACUGGAGCAUAGGAUCCUCAACAGCCGGAUGGCCUUUUGGGACUUGUUCUACUCCAUCUACGGCAAGCUCAAUAAACUUGCCCGUGAAUGUGAUAUUUAGACUCUCAAUGUUCGUGCCAUAAAGUUAUGCGGUAGCAAUAUCAAUAAAUUAUGAACUAUUUUGGUUUUAUUUAGAAUAAUACGAUGUAUUUCUCAAAGUCAAA
Papilio polytes (common Mormon) is the source of this 1999-nucleotide messenger RNA. Its product is annotated as esterase E4-like. Bases 295 to 1896 code for a protein of 533 amino acids. The transcript has 3 exons. The record is from RefSeq and is a predicted model, not a curated record. NCBI's taxonomy places the organism in Eukaryota, Metazoa, Arthropoda, Insecta, Lepidoptera, Papilionidae.